GUUGAACCAGAUCAGGUAGUCUGCAAUCGAGCGCACGCCCAACGCAACCAAGAGAUUUCCACUUUGCUCUCGUGCACGUGCCACGCACAAUGUCCCUGUCCGCUAGACUGCUCGUCGCCGUCAGACGUAGCGUAUCUCUCGAUGGUGCCCGGCGGACCGCCAGGUACGCAUCGACCUGCAGCACCACGCAGCACGAUGGCGACGACACCAUCAAGAAGUCAGUAUUCAUAUCGCAAUCCACUGAUGUAUUCGUCAACCUGGCGUUGGAGCACUGGCUGUAUCGCAACUUUGACUUCUCCAAGCAUCACGUUCUGCUCUUCUGGAGGAACGACCCCUGCGUGGUGUUCGGUCGCCACCAGAAUCCCUGGCUCGAGUGCAACGUCCAGGCGGCUGAGAAGACAGGCGUCGCACUGGCGCGCCGAAACAGUGGCGGCGGUACCGUUUAUCACGACAAUGGCAAUCUCAAUCUGACAUUCUUCACUGCGCGCGAGAGGUACAAUCGGAGAUACAAUUUGAAUAUCAUCACGAACGCCUUGCUUCGACACUGGGGCCUGAAGAGCGUCAUCAACGAACGCGAAGAUAUUCUAGUCAAUGGGGACUGNNAGAUAUCUGGAACAGCUGCAAAAUUGGGGAGACCGAAUGCUUAUCAUCACUGCACACUCUUGGUCAACGUGAACAAAGCCAAUCUGAGCUCAACUCUUGAGAAAAAAGAGACUGAUAUCUUUACAAACGCGACGGCUUCUGUACGUUCUCCAAUAAAGAACUUGGUUGACAUAAACCGGGAUAUCCGAAUGGAUAAGCUCUUAUCUGCCAUUGGUUGGGAAUAUUUGCGUACAAAAGCCCUCGUUCUUGAAGACGGAAGAUACGAUCUGGUUGAGCAACAAAAAGGAUUCAAGUUUAUCAACCCAACUGAAGCAUGGUUCCCUGGAAUUGAUGACUUUACCAACGAAUUUCGUUCCUGGAAUUGGAAUUUCGGCAAGACACCGAAAUUUACGGUUACCCGCACGCUCGAUUUUCCCGCCCAUGAUGGUAAAGUAUAUCGCUUGAAUUUGAACUUGGAGGUGCAGAAUGGCAUCGUUGAGGAAAUUCGAAUGAGCCUACCCGCUGGAUUAGUAUCAACCGACUUCAACCAAGAUGCGAGUGUGAUUAGUAAUCUUCAUGGCACUAGAUACGAUCAUGAAAUAACAGAAAACAUAAUCGCCGCGAUUGGUGGAAAAACCGUCACUUUAAACACCCAAAGCGUAGAUGAAAAUAAUAUGAGACUUGAUGAGGCUACGCUACAAUGACCAGGAGUUUCGAGCAAUCACAAUAGCAUUAUUGUGUUCAAACGAAAAUAAUUGUUAAAAUUAUAUAUACACUGUAUUAUAUUGUACAUAUAUAACAUAUUAUAUGCCUAUAAUAUUUUAGACAUAUGCGUGUGUAACAUGCAAAAAAGUUUUUAAAAGAGUUGUUAUUUACUAGCAUAUCUACUACUAUCACUAUUUUUAAACAUUGAUUAGAAGAAUGUCGUAAUACAACGUACAUCAUACAUAAUUAUCUCAUUGAUAUUAUCGAGAAAAUGAUAUAUCAUUUUUAAUUUUUUUAUUGCUAUGUAUAUUGAAUUAAUUAUUAUAUGAGAUAAAAUAACUUUUCUACGAUUGGAGUUUGUCAAUCUGUUAAUUUAUCCACAAAUUAUUGAAAAUAAUCCAAAUUAUUUCUCCUUGUAAUUAUAACGAAAAAGUCUUGAAAUGCAGUUUGCGUUUUACGAAUUGAAUUUUUGUAUUAAAUGACAAAAUUUUAAAAUAAAUUUUGAUAUUUUACAUAUAUUUAAGAAUCAUGUCAGAAACUUGGAAAGAUGGCAGCACCUAACAGAAGUCUUUUGAAUAUGCCUUUCGUGUAAUUGUUAGUAGUAUGUAUACUGUUUUUAAAUAUUAAAAUAUCGUU
Pogonomyrmex barbatus (red harvester ant) is the source of this 1923-nucleotide messenger RNA. RefSeq names its product Lipoyltransferase 1 (gene Lipt1). The record is from RefSeq and is a predicted model, not a curated record. Gene Ontology annotation, cellular component: mitochondrion; cytoplasm. NCBI's taxonomy places the organism in Eukaryota, Metazoa, Arthropoda, Insecta, Hymenoptera, Formicidae. Gene Ontology annotation, biological process: protein lipoylation. Gene Ontology annotation, molecular function: lipoyltransferase activity.